AUGGAGCAAAUGAACUUAGGUACCCCAAAUAAUUCAGGACCUUCAAGUCCGGCCACAACUCCUACAGGAUCACCUUAUUUACCUGCUUUUUUAUUAGGAGAAUCACAAUCACCAAUAGCAGGUUCAACUAGUCCUAAAAACAAAAGAGUUCAUUUUAGCGAUAAUCAUAGUACUGUUAAAGAUAAUGUUAGAAAUGAUCAUUCAAAUACUCAAUAUUUUUUAUCACAGAUAAUGAAUAAUCCUGGCUCUUUAAAUUCAUCAAUGCAGUGUAAUACAAAUGAAAAAAGUAAUGGUCCACCCAUUGUUGGACUUUUCGACACAAUAAAUUCCCCCCCUCUUGGAAACGAUUCGCAAUCAAAUGAUGUUCAACAAUAUGUCUCAACUUCACCCUUAAAAUCUUCAGAUUCGACGGAAAAUAAUUGGGUGACAGUUUUCGGUUAUCCUCCUUCUGCGGCUUCGUUCAUAUUAUCACAACUGGGACAUUGCGGAAACAUAAUUGCUACAAAAUCACCAGCUAAAGGAAAUUGGAUGCACAUUCAAUUUAGUUCUAAAAUAGAAGCGAGAAGAGCUUUAACAAAUAAUGGAAAAGUUUUUGCUAAUUCUGUAAUGAUAGGUGUCAUACCUUGUAGAGAUCAGGAAGUUAUAACAGAUUAUUCUAUAAAUAAAGAAAAUUUAAAUGCAUCAGUAUCAUAUACACCUACAUCUCCAUCUGUGUGUAGUCCAAGAAACAGAUUAUAUCCAGAUUUAAAUGGAACAUAUAAUAAUAAUACAUCUAUUUAUGAAAGUCCCAUUUCGAGUCCAACAAGACAUUCCAAUUUAAGGUCUUUGCAAAGCAGAGUGGGAGACACAGAAGUUUAUAGUAGUGGAAACACACCUCAAAAAAAUACAGGAUUGGUUGCUAAAGCUAUGGAAUAUGUUUUCGGAUGGUAA
Messenger RNA from Pediculus humanus corporis (human body louse), 930 nucleotides. Its product is annotated as Nucleoporin NUP53, putative. The record is from RefSeq and is a predicted model, not a curated record. Gene Ontology annotation, biological process: NLS-bearing protein import into nucleus; nuclear pore organization; regulation of DNA-templated transcription. Gene Ontology annotation, cellular component: nuclear membrane; nuclear pore nuclear basket; nuclear pore central transport channel. The transcript has 5 exons. The coding region runs from base 1 to 930 and encodes 309 amino acids. NCBI's taxonomy places the organism in Eukaryota, Metazoa, Arthropoda, Insecta, Psocodea, Pediculidae. Gene Ontology annotation, molecular function: structural constituent of nuclear pore; phospholipid binding; single-stranded DNA binding.